AUGGACCAGCAGCGGAAGAGAAGGGGAACACCACCUAGCCAGAAAGGCCUGGGUAGAAGAGCUGCCCGUACAGACAAGUCACUGCCAGCCCAGCAGGAACCUCCUGACACGACGCGGAUCUUCUGUGAUGAGGAUGUGUGCUAUGAGACUAGCUUCCGGGUUGUCAAAGAUGAUACGCUCUCUGACUGUUACAUAGAAUGCAUAGUAAGAGGUGAGUUUUCUGAACCUAUCGUGGAAGAGGACCCACUCUUUCAGUCCUUUGAACGUCUGAAAGAAGGAUCAGAACAAGACCUUUCUCAACAGGUUCUUGCGGCAAGCUCACUUCUUGAAUGUUCUUUGGAAUAUAUGAAAAGGGAUGCAAAACGAGAAUUUCCUCAACAGAUGAUUGGAGAGAAUCCACUUCUUGAGUUUUCUGAGUACAAGACAAGCAAGAAGCUUCCUCCGGGAGGAAUACCCAACAUGGACUUUUCAGAACCUAAACAGCUCACAGGAUGUACUAGAAGGAGGCCAAAUACAAAGAAAGAAUAUGGUGCUCCUGAAAGCUAUGUUUGUCCUCACGACGGAUGCAUAAGAGAGUUCAAGAAUAAAACAUCCCUGAGGAAGCAUCUUCGAGUUCAUAAUCCCCGAGAUCAUGUGUGUGCAGAAUGUGGGAAAGCCUUCAAGGAGAGUACAAAGCUAAAAAGACAUUUUCUGGUUCAUACUGGAGAGAGGCCAUUUCCGUGCACUUUUGAAGGGUGCGGAAAACGCUUUUCCCUGUCCUUCAACUUGCGUACACACGUGCGCAUCCACACUGGGGAGAAACCUUUCGUGUGUCCUUUUGUAGGCUGUCGCAGAAAAUUUAUUCAGUCGAAUAACAUGAAAGCCCACCUCUUGACUCAUGCAAAGGCCAAUAUGAGUCUGUGA
This is a messenger RNA of Budorcas taxicolor (takin), 903 nucleotides long. RefSeq names its product ZFP42 zinc finger protein (gene ZFP42). Gene Ontology annotation, molecular function: DNA-binding transcription factor activity, RNA polymerase II-specific; RNA polymerase II cis-regulatory region sequence-specific DNA binding. The record is from RefSeq and is a predicted model, not a curated record. Gene Ontology annotation, biological process: regulation of transcription by RNA polymerase II. Bases 1 to 903 code for a protein of 300 amino acids. Gene Ontology annotation, cellular component: PcG protein complex; transcription regulator complex. The transcript has a single exon. NCBI's taxonomy places the organism in Eukaryota, Metazoa, Chordata, Mammalia, Artiodactyla, Bovidae.